Messenger RNA from Drosophila rhopaloa, 3561 nucleotides. It is a transcript of the gene AdamTS-B, whose product is annotated as A disintegrin and metalloproteinase with thrombospondin motifs 7. Gene Ontology annotation, biological process: proteolysis; extracellular matrix organization. Lineage: Eukaryota; Metazoa; Arthropoda; Insecta; Diptera; Drosophilidae. The record is from RefSeq and is a predicted model, not a curated record. Gene Ontology annotation, molecular function: metalloendopeptidase activity. Gene Ontology annotation, cellular component: extracellular matrix.
AUUUUUAUUUUGAUUUUGAGUUUGCUUUUGCUUGCGGUUAAAAUAUUUGCGGGCUUCAUCAGCGGCGGCUUUCGGAAUUGGAUUCGAGAUCGAAUUCGGAAUCGGAAUCGCCAGAACCGAUCCUGACCAGACCAAGAUCCGUAGUAUGCGAUCGCUGCCAUGCUGCUGAGACAAAGCCUGGACAACGGCUAAGGACCGGGAUCAGGAUCAGGAUCAGGACAUGGUGAUGGACUGCGACAGGAUGCGGGUGGGGAGUCGUUGGAUGAGCCUGCUGCUCUGCCUUUGGCUGGUCGUUGAAUCACCGGGAAGGGCGAAGGCGAUUGGAGGAGCGCUGUACGGUCUCCACUCCGACGAACUGGUGGCGGGCGAGGGGCAGCUGGUGGUGCCACGACGAGUCCACCCCGACGGCGAGUUUAUGAGCCACCAGCUGGACUAUGCCCACGACCGGGACCAUCGGCGGCAUCGCCAGCGGCGAAGUCUGGGCCGAGAUCAGGAUUCGGAGGCGGCGGACUUGCACCUCCAGCUGCCGCUGGCGAAUGAGACACUGCAUCUGGAGCUGACGGCGCACAGCUACUUCCUGGCCCCGAAUCUGGUGGUGGAGCGCCAUCGCCGGGAUCUGCGCACGCGGUCACCUUUGACCCCGCGACACCUCAACUGCCACUUUCACGGCAAGGUGCGGGGCCAACCGGCCACCAAUGUGGCCAUCUCCACCUGCUCCGGACUGGUGGGUCACAUCCGGACGGCCAGCAAUGAGUACUUCAUAGAGCCCUCCAAGCAGCACGAGCCGCAUCCCUCGAAUGGCCAUCCGCACGUGGUCUUCCAGCGCUCCUCCGUGAAACCGAAGCAUCCAUCGAGGAAGCGGAACAAGCGCAAGCGGGGCGGAGGAUCGGGGGGAUCCGGAGUGGAGGUCAGUAACUGCGGAACUCGGGAGCCUCGCCGCCGGAUGGAGACGAGACUGGAGUGGCAGUCCAGGGGCAAGGUGAAGAUCCAGGGCGGUCGCCAGAUAAGGCGACACCACAAGCACCACAAGUACCACCACCAUCACCAUCAGCCGAAAACCCGGGUGCCCCACACCAAGUUCAAGUACGAGACGCAGUUCCAGGCGGAGCGGGAUCAGCCGGAGAUUCCCCGGAGGAGACGAUCCAUCAGCAGUCCACGGCAUGUGGAAACCCUGAUUGUGGCCGAUGCCACCAUGUCGGCCUUUCACAAGGACCUCAAUGGCUAUCUGCUGACCAUCAUGAAUAUGGUGUCCGCCUUGUACAAGGACCCCAGCAUCGGCAACUCCAUCGAGAUCGUGGUGGUCCGGAUCAUCCAGCUGGACGAGGAGGAGUCCCAGCUUCAGCUGAACCUCACCCAGAAUGCCCAGAAGAACUUGGAUCGGUUCUGCAGCUGGCAACACAAGCUGAACAAGGGCAGUGAAGAGGAUCCGCACCACCACGACGUGGCCAUCCUGAUCACGCGCAAGAACAUCUGCGCCAACAACUGCAUGACCCUCGGUCUGGCCAACGUGGGUGGCAUGUGCAAGCCGAAGCAAUCCUGCAGCGUCAACGAGGACAAUGGCAUCAUGCUCUCCCACACGAUCACCCAUGAAUUGGGUCACAACUUUGGGAUGUUCCACGACACGGCGAAAAUCGGCUGCCAUCCGCGGGUGGGUCCCAUUGUCCACAUCAUGACGCCCACUUUUGGGGCGGACACCCUGCAGGUUUGCUGGUCGAACUGCAGCCGCAAGUACAUCACGCACUUCCUGGACCAGGGACUGGGCGAGUGCCUGGACGAUCCGCCGACGCCGCUGGACGAGUACAACUACACGGGCGAGCUGCCGGGGAUGCGGUACAAUGCCAGGGGCCAGUGUCGACUGCAGUUCAACCUGACCACCGACAGCGAGGUGGGCGCCUGCUCCACCCCCCACGAGUUCUGCUCGACGCUGUGGUGCAAGGUCAACGGCGAGUGCGUCACCCACAUGCGGCCCACCGCCCCCGGGACGCUGUGCGGGCGGAACAAGUGGUGCCAGAACGGGCGGUGCGUCCGCCGCGAGGAGCUGGCGGCGGUGAGCGGGGGUUGGGAGUGGAGCGAGUGGAGCGACUGUUCGCGCAGCUGCGGCGGUGGGGUGUCCACCCAGCAGAGGGAGUGCGACAGCCCGGUGCCCGCCAACGGGGGCGUCUUCUGCAUCGGCGAGCGGAAGCGGUACAAGAUCUGCCGCAAGCGACCCUGUCCGCCGGAGGAGCCCACCUUCCGGGCGCAGCAGUGCGCCCGAUUCGACAACGUCAGCUACCAGGGGGCCACCUACAAGUGGCUGCCCUUCUUCGACAAGAAUAAUCCCUGCCGGCUGUUCUGCAGCGACGUGGACGACACGAUAAUCGCAAACUGGGGCUCCACGGUUCUGGACGGGACGCCCUGCACCCUGGGCACGAACAACAUGUGCAUCGACGGCAUCUGCAAGAAAGUUGGUUGCGAUUGGCUCGUCGACUCGGAGCUGCAGGACGAUCGCUGCGGUGUCUGCGGCGGUACUGGCGAUCAGUGCCAGCCGGUGAGGGACACCUUCGCCGACCCGUUCGCCGCCAAGGACGGCGCCUACGUGGAGAUCGUCACCAUCCCGGCCCGGGCCAGGCACAUCCUCGUCCGGGAGCAGGCCAACUCGCCGCACUUCCUCGCCGUGGCCACGGCGCAGGGCGACCGCUUCUACCUGAACGGGGACAGCCUCAUCUCGAUGCCCGGCGAGUUCGAGAUCGCCGGCGCCGAGAGCCUCUACGAUCGCGUCGACGAGCAGGAGACCAUCACAAUACCUCAGCCCAUCCAGCAUUCCAUAUCGCUCUAUGCGAUCGUGCGCGGCAAUGAGAGCAACGCUGGCAUUUUCUACGAGUUCACGCUGCCCGCUCUGAAUGUGAGUGCCGGAAGGCAGUUCCUGUGGCGGCUGAGCAACUGGACGGCCUGCUCCGCCAGCUGUGGCGGCGGAGUCCAGCACCGGGAGCCCGUCUGCCAGGAGAGCGGCAAGGGACUCCUGGCCGACACGCUGCCCUGCUGGACGCACGCCAAGAACAAAAGACCCCAGCGGCAGGCGCGGGGAUGUGGCGAGGAGCCGUGUCCUGCCCACUGGUGGCCAGGUCCCUGGCAAUUCUGCCCCCUCACCUGCCGUCCGCCGGGCUCCUCCGCGACCACCCCGCUCCGCCGGCGGUCCGUCGUCUGUUUGGACCAGCACGACGUGGUGGUGGCCGAUGCGGAGUGCGGCCCCCUGCAAAAGCCCCCGGAAACGGAGCCCUGCGAGUCCCCGCUGCCCGACUGCAGGACCAAGUAGCCCACGGAAAGGAAACCCUAUUUAUUGAUGGAGCAUACAUAUUUAUUCAGCGAGUAAGCGAUCAUCCCAGAUGUACUUAACUAAUCAUACGGACAAACAAACAAAAAAAAAAAUAUGGAAAUUACAUAGGCUAAGGAUAACGCUUAAGCGCUAGCGAUAAGGCAUCUUAUGUAUUACGAUCGCGGGCUUAUCGAUAUAUAUAUAUAUAUAGUAUUUCGUGUUUAGUAUUUAGUAUUUAGGCUACUCAAUACAGAUAGAUGUAUGCGGAA